Molecule: messenger RNA, 1888 nt
Organism: Corythoichthys intestinalis (scribbled pipefish)
Lineage: Eukaryota; Metazoa; Chordata; Actinopteri; Syngnathiformes; Syngnathidae
Product: zinc finger protein 182-like
Exons: 2
Coding region: 436-1260 (274 amino acids)
Biological process (GO): regulation of transcription by RNA polymerase II
Cellular component (GO): nucleus; nucleoplasm
Molecular function (GO): DNA-binding transcription repressor activity, RNA polymerase II-specific; RNA polymerase II cis-regulatory region sequence-specific DNA binding
Source: RefSeq, a predicted model, not a curated record
CAAUCUAUUAAAUGGGACGUUUCUAAACCCACUAUUAAUAUCAGCCGUCAGCGUAUUCAACAAACUGUAUUUCAUAAAUGAUCUCGUUUUUCCCUAUUUCUUCUUUCGCUUUAUUCCCCAUCUUCUCUACUCCUUUUAUUUACAGCUCUCGUGUCGCGUUUUUGUGACGUAGCAUGUAGUUUGUCCAAGUGGAGUCGUCGUCCAAGAACCACUUCAGCUCACAUCAUUGUUUAUGGGGGGGGGGAAACUUAAUAAUUAGGGCUCGAUUUAAAGCAUUGAAGCCCCGUCAGUAUUUUACUGUCGGAAAUAGUCAUUUAUUACAAAAUGUGUGUUCUUUCAGCUUCUUUCGGUACAUGUUAACUUCUAGCUUAGCUUUUUAGCAACACAUCGCAAACAAAUUGUAAAAACUGUGAUUAAUACGAUUAUCGUGAGAAAAUGCGCAAAGUGGAAAUAUUGAAGACGUUGCUGAAUGCCCGUCUGAGUGCAGCUGUUGAAGAUUUUUUUUCAGUGUUGGUAAGAACUAUAGCGGAUUACGAGGUUGAACUCUGUCGGACGAAAGAGGAGAACGAAAGACAACGGCAGCUACUAAAUGCUGUUUUCAAUAAAUCCCGAGAUAAACUGCACAGAGCAGGUCCUGCAGAUGUUCCGGAAGAAUAUUUUAACUCCAAGCACCAAGUCCCAGAGUACCCUAACAUCGGAGAGGAAAAUGCCAACCUUGCUCACUCAAAAGGAGAAGAGAAGGAGGCUGAUAUCAUCAAGUUCAUUUUUACUGGGGUCCCUUUGAAUAGUGAAGCGGAAGAUAAAGGUCAACACAUGGAGAACAGAAAGGUCGAGCCUUCAAGCAGCAGCUCGAGUUGCCGCAUAACAACUGAAGACAAAUUUUUUGCUCCACUAUCAGAUAGCGAUGAAAUAACGUACCACUCUGACACCGAUAACGACGAAAGCUCAAAAGGGGACUUGAUUCGUCACACGGUCAACAAGCGAGUGAAAUGUUCUCUGUGUGACAACACCUUUUUCAACAAGUCAUCCUUGAAAAGACACUUUAUGACGCACACCGGAGAGAAACCUUUUGCUUGUUCAGUCUGUGGCAAAACAUUCCGGAUAAAUGGAGAUUUAAAAAUCCACAUGAGAAUCCACACCGGAGAGAAACCUUUCGCCUGUUCCAUUUGCGGUAAAGGAUUCACUCAGCGGGGACAUUUAAGAUCACACGUAAGAACACACACCGGAGAGAAGCCUAAGGGUGUUCCUUCUGCAACUUAAGUUUCAGUCAACGUUCAUCAUUGGUACCACACAUGAGAACACAUACUGGGGAAAAACCUUCCUCCUGCUCUCUUUGUGGCAAACGUUUUUCUCUACAUGUCAAUUUGGUAAGACACAGAAGAACGCACGAGAGUGAGAACGCGUUAGGUUGCAAUGACUGUGAGGAACAAUUCUGCAAUGAGUCGGAGAUGAACCGAUACAUGUGCGCUGAUGAGAAGAACGGUGGAAAAUGAAGUUGCUAAACUUGAUGUCUUGACUUACCACUCUCAGCCAUCCCAAUACAAAUAGAUUGGUCAACUUUCCAAGUGUGGCUAUGCUCCAGAAUACAAUUCAAGUGGCUUAACUGAUGAAGUUUCAACCUCAACAUGAAGGAGCAACACUAAACACGAUAGCAUACAGUAUGCUUGAACAUAUUACUAUUGAAUGAUAUGAUGCUUAAUUCUUAUUUGUAUGUGACAUUGCUCUCUGUGUGUUAAGUAGCUGUUGUUUGAAUGUUUAUUGUAAUCACAACAUCAAUACUUAUUUUUUUUAAACCCAAUUAGGAUUUUCAUUUUAUAUGUAAAUUUUUCAGUCAAAUAUACAUGUCUAUUCUUAUGUUUUACGUAUCAUUUCUGACAAAUAAACAACU